Macrosiphum euphorbiae (potato aphid) is the source of this 396-nucleotide messenger RNA. The record is from the annotation of a GenBank genome assembly. Lineage: Eukaryota; Metazoa; Arthropoda; Insecta; Hemiptera; Aphididae.
AUGAUUUCCGCUCUGGACGUGGUCGCGUUCGGCAACGACAGCUCGCCGCUGACCGUCGCCGGCAACGACACGGCGGGCGGCGCCGCGCCCUCGCCCAACGACACGGCCGCCAACGGCGUCAUCCAGUUCCUCGACGACGAUCUGUCGUUUCCCGGCUACAUACGCACCACGUGCAUGGUGGUGUGCGUCAUCAUACUGGGCGUCGGCGUGGUCGGCAACAUGAUGGUGCCGAUCGUCAUACUCAAGUCCAAGGACAUGCGCAACUCGACCAACAUAUUCCUGAUGAACCUGAGCAUCGCCGACCUCAUGGUGCUGCUCAUAUGCACGCCCACCGUGUUCGUGGAGGUCAACUCCAGACCGGAAACGUGGGUGCUCGGCGAGGAGCUAUGUGAGUAA